Molecule: messenger RNA, 978 nt
Organism: Paramecium tetraurelia
Lineage: Eukaryota; Ciliophora; Oligohymenophorea; Peniculida; Parameciidae
Exons: 2
Source: RefSeq, a predicted model, not a curated record
AUGUAAAAUCAAUAACAUCUCAUCAGAGAAAUAUAUCUAAAAGAUAGAUCCAACACUUUCCUAAGACAAUAAUGGGUGUCAGUAUUUGAUACACUCUUACCUUUACCAAAAACAACUCUCAUUGUUGAUAUAAUAUAGGAAAUCGACACACUAAAAAUUAUAAAAGAAUUAUUGUCUAAAAACCAUAAUAUCACUGUGAUCUCAGACACAAGUGAGGCUAAUUACAAUUGGUGUAAUUUGGUCAACCAAAACUUCGAAGUUAUUGUCGCAGAUUUGCGAGCAGAGACUAAAUUGAAUUCGUAUUAGUACAUUGGCAUAAAAUGGUUAUUAACGACAAAAUCCUAAUUGGUCAUAAUAUCAAAUGACAUAAUAUAUGAACAAUUAAUUAAUUGUUUUAGCAUUGCUUAUGAUAACCUUAUUGAAAUUCCUUACUUGUAAACUUAAUAGGAUGAAUUGUUCUUAAGCAUAUCUUAUGAUUAAAAACUGACGUAUGUUUUGUAAUAGAUAAAAAACUCAAAUCCAGAGGUUGAUAGGGAUAUUGUGGUUUAUUGUGAAUCCUUAUACUAAAUGGAUUAAAUAUUUCAAGCAAUCUAUUUUCAUAAUUAAUUAUCAGAAUCAGAGGAAUUUGAAGUACAUUAAAUCCUACCAUUCUAAUCAUAUUACGAACAAUUUGGUUAGCAAUUGAUGGAAAUGGUGUAUCCAUCACAGAAGGGAAAAAGAAAAGUGUUUUUGGCAUUACAUUAUUAAUAAUUACGAAAGUAUUUGUAAAAUGUUCAACAAAAAAUAUCAUUAAUCAUUCAUAUGGGUUAUUAGACUACAGUCAAGACAUUCUUGGAAGAAAUCAAUGCCAUAGUUUAUAAAUAGUACAAUCUCAGUAGACAUGAUAUCAUCAUUCGUAACAGAAUAAGUUAUUUUCCUAAAAUCCUUUAUUUAUUUGGAUUCAACGAGUUCAAUGAUUUAUAAGGGAGCAUAAAUUGA